Molecule: messenger RNA, 2860 nt
Organism: Durio zibethinus
Lineage: Eukaryota; Viridiplantae; Streptophyta; Magnoliopsida; Malvales; Malvaceae
Product: synaptotagmin-2-like
Cellular component (GO): endoplasmic reticulum
Molecular function (GO): lipid binding
Source: RefSeq, a predicted model, not a curated record
AACAUAUAAAAAUACAAAAAUGGCACGACUCUUUUUAGUGCGAAAUUGGUAAUAAAGAAGGCAAAAAGUGUACAAGUACAAAUAAAAAAAUUCAGAGACAAAGACAAAUUGGAAGACCAAUGGAAUUCAUUUAUUUGGACAUGUCUUCUCUCACCAUGCUUUUCAGCUACAUAUAAAACACUGUUGCCGUUACAAAGACUGGCCCCUAUUGAUAGUAACUAUUGAAAAACGAAAGGAAAUCAUAACUAACCAAACACUUGGGCGUUACCGACAUAGGCAAACAAUCAGGCGCUUGAAAAUUUCAUAGCGGAAACCGUUGUGCAGAACGUAAAGAUUGUCCGCAAGAAGUAAAUACUCUUUUAAUGCACUCUUCCUGCUAAGAUUCAAACCAUUCCUUUUCUGGGUUUUUUUCUUCCUUCUUCUGGUGUUACUUCAACUUGAACGGAGCAAAAACUUUUGGCCACUUUGGUUUAACUAUUUGAGCGAUCUUAUAAAAAAAGAAGCUUUGGAAAAUGGGUGUGUUGAGCUCUGUCUUGGGUUUUUUUGGCUUUGGAAUUGGAACUUCGAUUGGGCUUGUCAUUGGGUAUUACAUGUUCAUCUACUUCCUGCCCACUGAUGUUAAGGAUCCUAAAAUUCGUCCUUUGGCCGAAGAAGACUCAAUAACUCUACAGCGGUUGCUUCCAGAGAUCCCCCUGUGGGUCAAAAAUCCAGAUUUCGACCGUCUUGACUGGCUUAACAAAUUUGUUCAGAACAUGUGGCCUUAUCUAGACACGGCAAUUUGCACAACCGCCAAGAAUAUAGCAAAGCCCAUUAUCGCAGAGCAAAUUCCGAAGUACAAAAUUCAGUCAGUUGAAUUUGAAACACUUACUCUGGGUACCCUACCACCGACUUUUCAAGGAAUGAAAGUCUAUGUCACUGAUGAGAAGGAACUUAUUAUGGAACCAUCAUUUAAGUGGGCAGGGAAUCCUAACAUCACUAUCGCAGUUAAAGCUUUUGGACUAAAAGCCACUGUUCAGGUUGUUGAUUUGCAAGUAUUUGCUGUUCCUCGAAUCACUCUGAAGCCCUUGCUCAGUGUCUUUCCUUGUUUUGCCAAUAUAUAUGUCUCCCUAAUGGACAAGCCACAUGUUGACUUUGGGCUAAAGUUACUUGGGGGAGAUGUUAUGGCCAUUCCUGGAUUUUACAGGGUUGUCCAGGAGCUCAUAAAAGAUCAAGUUGCAAAUAUGUACUUGUGGCCUAAAGCCUUAGAAGUGCAAAUAAUGGAUCCUACACAAGCCAUGAAGAAACCUGUAGGAAUUCUCGAUGUGAAGGUUCUGAGGGCAAUGAAGCUUAAAAAGAAAGAUCUCCUGGGCAAAUCCGAUCCUUAUGUGAAACUAAAAUUAACGGAGGAAAAACUCACUGCAAAGAGAACUACUGUGAAACACAGCAACUUGAACCCCGAAUGGAACGAGGAAUUUAAUUUUGUUGUUAAAGAUCCAAAUACUCAAGCUUUAGAGAUAGAUGUAUAUGACUGGGAGCAGGUCGGCACACAUGAUGAGAUGGGCAUGAAUGUUGUUCCAUUGAAAGAUCUUACACCUGAUGAGCCAAAAGUUUUGACUCUGGAUCUGCUGAAAAAUAUGAACCCAAAUGAUCCACAAAAUGAGAAGUCUCGUGGGCAGCUUGUCAUGGAAGUCUCGUACAAACCUUUCAAGGAGGAUGAGAUACCAAAUGACAUAGAGGAUUCGAGUAUGAUACAAAAAGCUCCAGAAGGAACACCUGCAGGUGGAGGUUUGCUUGUGGUUAUUGUGCAUGAAGCUGAAGAUAUUGAAGGAAAGUAUCACACAAACCCACAUGUGCGUUUGUUAUUUAGAGGGGAGGAGAGAAAAACAAAGCGUCUAAAGAAAAGCAGAGAUCCAAAAUGGGAAGAUGAAUUUCAGUAUACACUGGAUGAACCACCCACAAAUGAUAAAAUUCACGUGGAAGUAGUCAGUACAUCCUCCAGGAUGGGGCUACUGCAUCCCAAGGAAUCUUUGGGGUAUGUUACUAUAAGCCUAGCUGAUGUUGUUAAUAACAGAAGAAUCAACGAAAAGUAUCAUCUCAUUGACUCCAAGAAUGGUCGGAUUCAAAUUGAGAUGCAGUGGAGAACUUCGUCUUAAAUACGCCUCGAUUUGGUUUUUGGAAAGUUUGCAAAGGAGAUUACUCCAUAUGUUUUUCUGUUGCUAGCAACUAUACAUGUGUUUCAUCACGUCACUUCCCUUCCCUUCUGUUGAUCAAAGCUUAUUGACACUCUUUUUACUAUGUUAUGGACCCUUUCUUAAAGAAAUUUUCAUUCUGGUUAUCUUUCAUCUGCUUACAGCAGUAAGACCGUUAAAAUAGUUGAAAUAACUGGCUAAAUGCUGGGCCUUGCUACCCAUUAGGUAUGUAGCCUAUCGAUCCAGGCUUACUGUCGUUCAAAAACAAGAAAAAAAUAAGCAAGUCUCGGCCCGUGAGCAAUGAAACCCCAAUAUCUAAACCCUCCAGAUGUGACCUUUGCCCAGUACUUUACUGCACUCCAUCUUUUGAUUGAUUAAACGCUGCUGAGAAAUAUUCUUCACAUCAUUGCCUGGUCAGAUCUUGUUGAACAUUUGUGAAACUCUGCUCUGUUGAAAUGACUGCAAUGCUACUGCUAUAUCGUCGAGUCAAUCAUCUAUCUCCCUUGCUGCUCAACAUUUCUUUAUAACUUCCACUGUAGUUUCUCCUUUCACCUCACUAGCGUGAAUUCUUCUAGCAAAGAUUCUUCAAAGCUAUGUAAUAGCGGGUAGAUUUUGCUACCAUAUUGGCUUCAUUAUUCCAACCCGAGGGUUGGGCAUAGAAGUUGCUAGUUGGCUAUGCUAUUCACAAAAGC